This is a messenger RNA of Ictidomys tridecemlineatus (thirteen-lined ground squirrel), 3737 nucleotides long. RefSeq names its product tyrosine-protein phosphatase non-receptor type 1. NCBI's taxonomy places the organism in Eukaryota, Metazoa, Chordata, Mammalia, Rodentia, Sciuridae. Gene Ontology annotation, cellular component: endoplasmic reticulum; cytoplasm; early endosome. Gene Ontology annotation, molecular function: non-membrane spanning protein tyrosine phosphatase activity; protein kinase binding. Gene Ontology annotation, biological process: negative regulation of PERK-mediated unfolded protein response; negative regulation of ERK1 and ERK2 cascade; peptidyl-tyrosine dephosphorylation. The record is from RefSeq and is a predicted model, not a curated record.
GCUUUUUUAACAUUAAAAAAAAAAAUGUUUGGUCUAGGAAAGUUGAAUGAUAAAUUGAAUAUAGAAACACUGACAAAUCAGAGAUACUGUCAAGUGUGAGUAUUGUCAUUUUGAAGGGCUUAAUCUAUAAUGUACAGUAAUAUGACAAAUGAAAUACCAUAUUCAAAAAGGUAAGUAGCAGCUGCGGCUAGGGUGGUGGUGGCGUUGGCGGGCUUCGGGCUCAAAGCGCGAGGCACCUUAGAGCAGCCGAUGCCAGACAGUGGGCGGAGCAGGAGCCGCCCUGGCCAGUUGUGGAGAUGGAGAAAGAGUUUGAGCAGAUCGAAAAGGCCGGGAGCUGGGAGGACAUUUACCAGGACAUCGAACGUGAAGCCAGUGACUUCCCCUGUAGAGUGGCAAACCUUCCUAAGAACAGAAGCCGAAACAGGUACCGAGACGUCAGUCCCUUUGACCACAGUCGGAUUAAGCUACAGCAGGAGGAUAACGACUAUAUCAAUGCUAGUUUGAUAAAAAUGGAAGAAGCAGAGAGGAGUUACAUUCUCACCCAGGGCCCUUUACCUAAUACGUGUGGGCACUUCUGGGAGAUGGUGUGGGAGCAGAAAAGCAGGGCUGUGGUCAUGCUGAACCGAUUGAUGGAGAGAGGCUUAUUAAAAUGUGCCCAGUAUUGGCCACCAAAAGAAAAAACAGAGAUGAUUUUUGAGGACACAAAUUUGAAAUUAACAUUGAUCUCUGAAGACAUCAAGUCAUACUAUACAGUGCGACAGUUGGAGCUAGAGAACCUUGCGAAUCAAGAAACUCGAGAGAUCUUACAUUUCCACUAUACCACGUGGCCUGACUUUGGAGUCCCUGAAUCACCAGCCUCGUUCCUGAACUUUCUUUUCAAAGUUCGCGAGUCGGGGUCACUUAGUCCAGAGCAUGGCCCCAUAGUGGUGCACUGCAGUGCUGGCAUUGGCAGGUCGGGGACCUUCUGCCUAGCUGACACCUGCCUCUUACUGAUGGAAAAAAGGAAAGACCCUUCUUCCCUGGAUAUCAAGAAAGUGCUGCUGGAAAUGAGGAAGUUCCGGAUGGGACUGAUCCAGACAGCUGAACAGCUGCGCUUCUCCUACCUGGUCGUGAUCGAAGGCGCCAAGUUCAUCAUGGGAGACUCUUCAGUGAAGGAACAGUGGAAGGAGCUGUCCCACGAGGACCUGGAGCCCCUACCCGGGCAUGUGCCCCCACCUUUCCAGAGGCCCAGGGAAAUCCUGGAGCCACACAAUGAGAAACGAAAGGAGUUCUCAAAACAUCAGCGGGUGAAGGAUGGGGCUGAGGCGGAUGAAGAUGGCCCUAUCAGUGAGGAAACCAAGACACCCUUGAGGCACCCCCACAGCAUGGAAAGCAUGAGUCAAGUCACUGAAUUUAGAAGUCGGAAGCGUGGCAGAAGCCUGCGCUGGCAGGUGGCCCUCUCUGCUAAGAAGAAGCAGUCCAGGAAGAAGAAAGAGGAGCCAGCACUCGAGCUGACCAGCUGGAAGCUCUUCCUGGUCAAAAUGUGCGUGGCCUCAGUUGUCACUUUGGGUGCAUAUCUCUGGUACAGUUUUCUGUACGACAGCAGCACCUAACCUAACCUUCCUCCACCCACCUCCACCCACUGUCCGCUCGGCUCUCAGAGCCCGCCCAACUAGCAGGUUGCCAUGGUAGGUAGUAUUGGGAACUCAAGACUAUGCCAUGAGCCUGCUGUGUUGACCUGUUCUGGCAAGUAGGACUGUUGUGAGCAGUCGUAUGUAGUGACUGUGGGUCACGUGAGGAGGUGGAGGCUGUUGUAAUAUAUGAUGAACACUUGGUAUUUAAUAAGACUCUCAAUGGGAGAUUACUUUCUCCUGGGUCUUCUCCCCUGUUACCUGGUAGAACCUUGUUCUGGGUCACUGCUUUCCCUGAGUGUAUUAAAAUUGUAAGUGAUUCUGUGUCCCCCAUGAAAUACCAUGUGCUUGAAACAAGAAAGAAAAAAAAAAAGGUAAAAGUUAAAGCUUUUGGCAUAGACAAGGUCCACUUGAGGAAACAUGGUAUCAGUAGAGAGACAGGGAAUCCAGGGUUGGCCAUUCAUUCCUCUGAAGCACAUUCAGGUAUGGUCAGUCACCAGUAAGACAGGAUACCAGCAGAAGCAAAUGGGACUCUAGACUUAGAGUAGGCAAUGUUUGCAGGCAGCUUAGCCAAAUACUGUUCCAGUGAUCCAAAGAGAAAUGCAAGGUUAAGGAAGACUGUAGCAAGAGUGACUUGUAACUAAGUCUCAGCAAACCAGACUGUAUGCUUAAACACUGAGCUCGGGGGGGGGAAAAAGCCUUUACUGAGCCAUGAAAACAGCUCUUUUCUGCUUGCCUGAACUAUAGUUCUGCCCCAAAAAUUGUUAGUAAAGCAUUUUGUCUUGAUAUCUUUUAGAAGAGCAAACUCUGAUCUCUGAUUCUUCAUUUGAUUCCAGAGCCCUUGGGAUUUUUGUGUUUGUUUUCCAUCAUGAAUGUCACAUGAACUUAUUGACCCUCCAGAAACCUGGAAAAAUAGAGGCACAACUCAAGGAGAAAUAUACUCAGAGAGGUGUGGGAAGAAGGACUCUUUGGCCCAGCCAGAUCCUUCCCCAGAGUGAAGGAGGAAAGUCUGGCUCCUACUCUGCAGAAGGGAAAUCAGGUAUAAUAGAGUAACCACGUGAUUCAAAAUUUCAGUUCCUCUAUUAGGAAAUAAAUAGGAAGCAAGUGAAGAAUACAGACUAAAAUAGCCCACUAGAUAAGACCACCAUGUGAAAUCACCAUGCUCUGGUGAAGUCUUCGAGAGGCACCCCCCAAAUAUUGUUUCCUACGCAAAUUUUAAACCAAGAAGAGAUACAUAAUAUGUCAACAGAUGAAGAUUAAAAUGCAGAUCAAUUACCAAUGACACUGAUACUGGAAGAAAAAAAAAACCUUCUUAGGGUGUAUUGAAACAAUUGCCUCCCUAAUAUUGAACCCCAGAGUCAGAACCCACAACCAGACAGCCACGGGACUCAUGUGAAGCCCAUUAGAACACUUUCCUCCACUAAAAAGAGUGAAGAAGAGCUAAAUUCAUCUUCUGUAUGGACUUACUAGGUAAGUCACUCCAACCCUCCAGGGAAUUAGGAAAGAUACAGAGAUCAGAAGUCUUGGAUCAGUUUUUGCUUCCACAUGGCAGGAAAUAACAGACAUGGGAAUUACUCAAACCUUUUAAGUGCUGAGUAAAGCAUACCCCACAUACACUGAGGCUAGAGCAGUGUUGAGUGGACUUCAUUUUGUCCCUUUGUUACUUGCUGAACAGUCUGCUCAGAGAGAUGCACUGUCACUUUCUUCAGCAUUUACCUACAAGCCUGUGGCAGCUCAUCUAGCCUAUAAACAUUUGCCUUAGUGAUGGAUGGGAUCUGCAGGGUGUGGGCCAACACAGUGCACGAUUAGAAUACUGGGAACUGCAAACAAAAUGAAUUUCCGAAGUUAUAACCGGUGACUCAUUCUGGGAACCCUACUACACUUAAAUCUUUACUAGGCUGCUAAAUAAAUGGCUAGGAGGUCUAGCAACUCUAUCUUGCACCAUUUCCACAUGACUCUAAACGAAUAGCUGGCUCUAUAUCAGUUUCUCAAACUAUCUCAGUUGAAGGACAGUUGUUGCUUUUUGUUUCAUUUGAAUAAUUUCCAGUCUCACAGACUAAUUCUUUGUGUAAAGCACAGUAAAAGUGAAUUACCAGAAAAUAAAAAUAAAAACAAAGGUAUACUCUA